AUGAAGCUCACUCACUCAAUGUUCAUCCCUCGAAUUCGACUUCAGAGAAGCACGGAUGCAUGGACCACUCUUCUCAUUCUCUAUGUGCUGCUCCUUCUUUCAGAGUGUGCUGGGAGUGGUAUGCCAGGUUCAGAGCACACUGAAUACCUUUCACACCCUCGUUUCAUAUGCACCCCCAUUCCAGCCGAUGCUGACCCCGCCUGCUUCCCCUCUGGGGCUGUCCCAGGAGCAGGUGGGCCAAGCAUGAAUGGGCAUCACAGCGGGCACCACAGCGGGCCAGGUAUGAGCGGCAGUGCCUGGUGGGGCAUGUCAGAAGAGGCCAAGGCCACGAUCCUGCACUUGCGGGAGAGCCUGGUGCAGCAGAAGGAAACAAUCUUGGACCAGAGAGAAACCAUCCGUGAGUUGACUGCCAAGCUGACCCUAUGCCAGGGCUUCGGGACCACCCUGGGAACCCACGAUAGUGAUCACCACCACGUGCCUCCUCACCUGGCACAUCACACCUACCCCCCCAUGCCUGACAGUGGGCAUCAUGGCUAUGCUCCUGAUAGUGGUCACCACGGCACCCAUGCCACAGAGCCCAGCCACUAUGGGCAUCACCGGGGAAAGGCAGCGCUGGGUGAUAAGCACACCACCAGCGAUCUGACCCCUUCACCCUCAUCCACUCCAGAACAGAUGGGAAGAAUGCUGAUGGCUCUUAAGGAGAGGCUGGAGAAUCUGCAGACACGAAACACCUCUACCACCUACUCCAGCUCGCUGAAAGACCUGCUGCAGCGCAAGAUCGCCGCUCUAGAGCAGCAGAUGCUGCACCACACCACCUCACUCUCCAGCAGCAACCACCAUGACAACGCCGAGGAUGACGGCGACGAUCACCACAGUGACCAUCACGACGACAGUGGUCAUGAGACCCACAGCGACGACCAUGAGCACCAUGUCGAAGACCACGAACACCAUGAUGGGCAAAACCACGAUGACCACCACCAUGACGACAGCCAAGACCAUCAUGACAGCAGCUACGACGAUGUUCACCUUGCCAAUGGAGAGCACGAAGACAGCCACCACGAUAACGAGGCCACUGGUCACAGCUACCCAAGGAUGUCCUACCAUUCACAAGGCCACAGCGGGCAGAGCAAGCUGGAUGCAGUGCUGAACCACCUCACACACAGGCUCUCGGAGACAGGUUUGAGGAAGAACGGCAAGGCUACUGGAGGUUUCCAGAUCGGAUUCCCCAUGCGCACCAACUACAUGUACGGACGAGUGAAGAGAACGCUGCUGCAUGAGAUUUUUGCUCUGACGCUAUGCCUGUGGAUGAAAGGAGGGGCAGGACCAGGACUAGGAACACCAUUCUCCUACUCAGUCCCAGGACAGGCCAAUGAACUGGUACUGAUAGAGUGGGGGAACAAUCCAAUGGAGCUGCUAAUCAACGACAGGGCAGUGACCUUACCGCUCUCACUGAGUGAUGGCAAAUGGCACCAUGUGUGUGUGACGUGGUCGACACGAGACGGACUGUGGGAGGCAUAUCAGGAUGGAGUGAAGAGAGGAUCUGGGGAAAACCUCUCAGCCUGGCACCCAAUCAAACCUGGAGGAGUGUUUAUACUGGGACAGGAACAGGACACGCUGGGCGGCCGGUUUGAUGCUACUCAGGCAUUUGUGGGGGAGAUCUCAGACCUGCAGCUGUGGUCUCAUGUCCUCACACCUCACGACAUCUACAGCCUGGCAUCCUGCGGGGGUCACAUGACUGGUGACAUCAUUGCAUGGGAGGAGUCGGUGGUGGAGCUGCAUGGCGGGGUCACGAAAUACCCCUUCGACCCCUGCCACUGA
This is a messenger RNA of Colossoma macropomum (tambaqui), 1818 nucleotides long. RefSeq names its product neuronal pentraxin-1. The record is from RefSeq and is a predicted model, not a curated record. Lineage: Eukaryota; Metazoa; Chordata; Actinopteri; Characiformes; Serrasalmidae. The transcript is spliced from 5 exons. Bases 1 to 1818 code for a protein of 605 amino acids.